This is a messenger RNA of Trichobilharzia szidati, 4172 nucleotides long. NCBI's taxonomy places the organism in Eukaryota, Metazoa, Platyhelminthes, Trematoda, Strigeidida, Schistosomatidae. The record is from the annotation of a GenBank genome assembly.
AUGAUAUCUGAAAUUUCAGAAGUUGCUAAACCUGUUCGCAUUCCACCGGAGUACAUACAUUACGCAGAUAAACACUCUAUUUUUGAUUUAAUUCAGAAAAAGAUAUUAAUGAUGGUAACCGAUUUUUUUAUCAUUGUACAAGUUCCUUCUAUUUUUAUGUUUGGGCCAAGACACGUUGGUAAAAAAAACCUGGCUCGCAUGUUGAAAGGGAAGUUACAAUGUGUUGUGCUCAAUGGAGAGGAGAUAUAUAACCUUUGUACAAAUGGGAGAAACGCCUCACCACAAGAAUUGACUGCUGCCUUAAAGAAACGACUUAAAGAACCAGAUUGUGAAUCAAAAGGCUAUAUUAUUGUUGACUUUCCACGAUUUGAAAGUGAAGCCAAAGCGCUCAGACGUGAAGGAAUAUUUCCCGAAUAUGCCAUAUUCUUGGAAGCACCUUUGCCAUCACUGAUUGAGACAGUUUCAGCAAAAAGAAUCGAUCCGGAAACUGGAGAUCUGUAUAAUUUGAUAUACAAUCCACCUCUUGAUCCGCUAGUCGAACGACGUUUGCAAAAACUUCCAGGAAAUAAAGAAGAUGUUAGAAAAGAAUACGAUGACUAUAAAAGAGAAGUGGUUUUACUAAAGAACAUUUAUUCCAGUGUGGCCUAUGAGUUCAAUGCAGACCAACCAACCACUGAUGUAUACUCUUCUGUUCUAGGGAAAAUAAAUCAACGACAUCGAAGUAUUGCACUGAAAACACCUAGAAUAAUUCUUCUUGGUUAUCCUGGUGCUGGUAAAAAAACUCAAGCAACACUACUGGCUAAGAAAUAUGGAUUAAUAUCAGUGGAUUGUGGACAUCUUGUUCUUCAAGAAAUUGCUAAUCAGUCUUCUAUUGGGAAUAUCAUGAAGACUUAUGUUUAUAAAGGUUUACCAGUUCCAGAUGCAAUAAUCUCAGAAGCAGUAAAAAAUAGACUGAAUCAAAUAGAUUGUGUUACAUAUGGCUGGAUACUUUAUGGUUAUCCUCGUACACGUCAGCAAGCUGAACUUCUGUCAUCCAAUCAAUUAGCACCGAACAGAGUUAUUUUAUUGGAUAUACAUCAGUCAUGUGCAUCAGAAAGACUUUCUGGACGUAGAGUUGAUCCUGUCACUGGCACACGUUUUCAUACAUUAUUUCAACCAGUAGAGGAUGCAGCAAUCAAUCAACGUGCUUUACAACAUCCUAAAGAUCGAGAGUGUACUAUAGGCGCAAAAUUGGCUAGAUUUACUGCUCAUCGUGAUGACCUUAUUGAUUAUUAUGACUCAUGUGUUAUCAGAGUGCAUGCAGAUCGAGAUGUACAUACUGUAUUCGAGGAGAUUGAAGCUGCUAUUGAUCAAAUUGAAAUUCAGAUUAGGAAACCUGACCCAGUCCUUGUCAAAUAUGCUCGAAUACAUCAUUUAUAUGAAAUUUUCGAGGCGUUGUUAUGUGGUCUUAGUGUCAUGUUACCAGAGAAUCCACACAGUUGGAUUGCUGAAAAGCUCCAACUUCUUUAUGAGAUAGGUUACAUCAAUUUGAACUGGGACACAUUUAUUGAUCCAGAUAUGAAACCUUCUCAUCCAUAUGUUGAUCAUGAAUUAAUGAACUCUCUGUUUGGAACUGAAAAAUUAGAAUUCAUUUCACCUGAAGAACUGCAAUACCAACCAACACCAGAAAUGAUAGGAAAGGCUUACGCUGCUCAUAAACAAUCAAUACUAAAGAAAUGUUUCAGCGCUUGGAAAUUGUAUUUUAUUAUUAAACGAGCACGAACAACUUAUAUGUACAAAAUAAACUACAUUGCAGAAAGAAGCUGGAAAAUUAGGAGGCUAAAAAUUAUAUUUCAUGCUUGGCAAGAUUUUGCACACUUUGUGAAAAAUAAACAGAACAUGGCACAAUCUCUAAUAGCUCAUAUUAAAGAAUCCACUAUGGCUAUGUUAUACUUUAAGGCAUGGCGUAAAACUGUAGCUGAAGCACGUAAAACAAGGGAUUACUUUUCGAAAAUGCUUACUGACAGUCAAGAUCUUGGAGAGAAAUCAGAUUCUGAAUCUGAGGAUCAAUUUCUCAGUUUAGGUGGCAAAUUGAAUGAUUCAGAAAAUUAUCGUGAUCGACUAGCUGAAAUGCCUCACACAGUACAGUAUAAGAUUUUCGAAUAUUUGACGCCCAUAGAUUUGGCUCGAGCUGCUUGUGUUUCUCGUUACUGGAUGUCUAUGGUGAAUGAUAUGGAUAGAAGAAAUCGACUAGAUCUAUCAUGUUUCCGUGAAAGACUACCAGAUGAAAUUUUGAUUAAACUAACACGAAAGCGUCGGGCAUAUUUACGACACAUAAAUUUACGCGGUACACACUUACCAUCUAUGAAUUCAUUUCGUGGAUUGGUUAGCUGUGCUAAUUUACAAGAUAUCAAUCUAACUAAAUGCACUGGGAUUACAAAUGAUGCAGUCCGUUUGAUCUCUAAAGAAUGUAGUCUACUUCUCUACUUAAACCUAUCGUAUACAGAAGUAACUGAUGAUGCUGUUCGUCAUUUAGCUACAAAUACAAAGAUGUUACAGUAUCUGAGUUUGGCGUAUUGUACACGAUUGACAGAAGUCUGCUCUACUUAUUUUAAUCAAUUGGAAUGUUUCAAGUCAUUGAAAUAUUUGGAUUUAUCUGGUUGUGUUCCAAUUGGUUCAUCGGGUUUGCAGACAAUCAUAAAAAGUGUGAAACAUGUGGAGAAUUGGCUAUUGAAUGAUAUCCCAUGGAUUUCAGAUAGUGAUCUUAUUGUUUUAGGAUCCAACUGUCCAACAAUACAAACUAUAGAAAUGGUUAACAAUCAAAAUGUAAUCAUAUCAGAUGCAAAACUUGCGCCGAAAUUGUAUAAUCAUCCUGAAAAAUCAGCUCCUGUCAGUGCGAUCGCAACAUCGAAAACCAAACAAAGUCGACCAAUUACAUGCACAGGAUUAAUCUCAAAAUCUUAUGAAAUACCUCAGAGAAAUUCAACAAUUUACUCUGGAGGACUUAUAACAGAUCAAGGUUUAGAAUCAAUAUGUAGUAAAAAUUUGAAGCGAUUCAUGAUUUCUAAUCAGAAUCUAUGCGAUGGAUCCGGACUUCAUGCCCUUGGGUCGAGUGAUAUUUCAUCAAGACGACACUCUAGCUGUAAAAGUAAUCGUACAUCCAGCCGCAGCUCCAAACUGUUUGAAAAUGGAAGUGCUAACUUACAGAGACUAUCUGUGAUAGACUGUCCAAAAAUGUCUGAUUUCCUACUUCAGUAUUUAGUACUUCUGAAGCAUUUAACAAUUUUAAAUCUAACCGGUUGUGAAAAUCUCACAGAUUAUGGCAUAAAAUUGCUAGCUGAUGGAGAAUAUGCAAGUUGUUUACGCGAAUUGUAUUUAACACGUUGUAUUAAGCUAACUGAUAAGGCUAUUCAUUCAAUGAGUGGACGCCUGCCUAAUUUAGCCUACCUGAGUUUGGCGUCAUGUCCAUUAAUCACUGAUGCAGCUUUUGAAUUACUGUGUCAAUUUCAACAACUAUGGCAAAUAAAUUUAAAUUCCACCAAGAUUGGUGAUCGAGGGUUAUCUGCACUUGGUUCGUUACCAAAACUACGUGAACUCAAAGUUUCCAAGUGUACUGCGAUCACAGAUUUAGGAUUACAAAAAUUUGCCCAUCUUGGAAUCAAUUUGGAAUACAUUGACUUAUCAUUUUGUCAUAAUCUGACAAAUAAUGGAAUUAAGACAUUGGCCUUUUGUUGUCGAUAUCUUGUCAGUCUCAGCUUGGCUGGAUGCAUUCAGUUAACAGAUAUUGCAAUACAAUAUGUAUCAGGAGUAUGUCACUAUUUGAGAUUUCUUGAUCUUUGUGGAUGUGAACUGAUCACAGAAACCUCUCUUACUCACCUUCGAAAAGGCUGCAAGAAGCUGAAACAUCUCCGAAUUUUAUACUGCAAGUCAAUUACGAAACACAAAAUGGUUCGUUUAACAACUGGACGAGUUGAGAAAGUUGAAUAUUCAACAGAUAGUCCACCAGACGAUUUUAUCCCGCUUUCAACAAAAGAAAAUGCAUGAAAUGCUCUGCUGAAAACUUCUUCUCAUUAUUUCUCAUAAAUUGUACCAUCUUUUAUUCGCCUAUUUAUGAAACUUUUCGUACAAUGUGCGUCAUAUAUAUGAGAAUUCUGGUUUUUGUUUCCACACAUAGAGCGUGUGUUAUGGGCACU